AUGCAGGAGCAACAAAUGGCAGAUCUGCCACCAGAGCGUCUCAAGGCCUGCCCUCCCUUCACGUAUGUGGGGCUGGAUGUCUUCGGACCAUGGCACAUCACUACCAGAUGUACAAGAGGGGCGCAGUCCGAGAGCAAGCGGUGGGCCAUAUUGUUCUGUUGUAUGAGCUCCAGGGCAGUUCACAUUGAGGUGAUUGCCUCAAUGGACGCUUCAAGCUGCAUCAACGCCUUGAGGCGCUUCUUUGCCAUAAGAGGACCAGCCAAACAACUAAGGUCAGAUUGUGGUACAAAUUUCAUUGGGGCCUGCAGAGAACUCAAGAUGAGCGCAGAACAACCAGACACCACUGUGCAGAGGUACUUACACCAACAAGGAUGUUCCUGGGUGUUUAACCCACCACAUGCUUCGCAUAUGGGUGGUUCAUGGGAACGCCUCAUUGGAAUAGCCAGAAGGAUCCUGGAUUCAAUGCUUCUUGAACAUGGCACUCACCUGACCCAUGAAGUCUUGUGCACAUUAAUGGCAGAAGUGGCAGCAAUUAUGAAUGCAAGACCACUAGUUCCAGUUUCAAAUGAUCCAGAGGAUCCAUUCAUUCUCACAGUAUCGAUGCUAUUAACUCAGAAAGCCGGCGUCCCGCCUCCUCCAGGAGACUUUACAGACAGAUACCUCCUCACCAAGCAGUGGAGACAAGUACAAGCCUUGUCCAACAUGUUCUGGAGCCGUUGGAGACAAGUGUACUUGUCAACUUUGCACAGCCGGAAGAAAUGGACUAAGUCCCACCAAAAUCUACAAGAAGGAGACGUCGUCCUUCUCAAAGACAACCAAGCUGUCCGCAACCACUGGCCUUUGGCGGUAAUCACAAAAGCUAUUCCUGGAGAAGAUGGAAAAGUCCGUAAGGUGGAAUUGAAGACCACAGAUCAAGGACAUUCAAAAAACUACCUUAGACCAGUGACAGAACUUGUUUUGCUUCUGAGGAAAGAGUGA
Molecule: messenger RNA, 978 nt
Organism: Clupea harengus (Atlantic herring)
Lineage: Eukaryota; Metazoa; Chordata; Actinopteri; Clupeiformes; Clupeidae
Exons: 1
Coding region: 1-978 (325 amino acids)
Source: RefSeq, a predicted model, not a curated record